AGCAGAGGCAGCAUGGCAGCAGUGGGCACCGUGGGGCUGCUGCUGGCGGCCUGCAUCUGCAUCUUGUUUUUUCUCCUGAUCCGCGGGAGGAGGCAGGGGGCCGGGAAGCUGCCCCCUGGACCCUUCCCUCUCCCUGUCCUAGGCAACCUCCUCCAGAUGGAUACCAAGGACCUGGCCAAUUCCAUCCAGGCGCUUCGGGCCCGCUAUGGGCCGGUGUUCUCGGUGCACUUCGGCAAGGAGCGGGCCGUCGUGGUCCUGGGCUACGAGGCAGUGCGGGAGAUGCUGUUGGAGCGCGGAGACGAGUUCCUGGCCCGGGGCAGCUUCCCCUCUGCGGACCGCACCAACCGGGGCCUAGGGAUCAUCAUGAGUAAAGGGGAGCGGUGGAGGGAUUUACGCCGCUUCUCCCUCAGCGCCCUGCGUGACUGGGGGAUGGGCAAGCGCGGCCUAGAGGAGCGUGUCCAGGACGAAGCCCAGUACCUGCUGGAAGAAUUCCGCAAAACCCAGGGCCAGCCCUUCGACCCCACGUUCCUCCUGGCCAGAGCGACCGCCAACGUCAUCUGCCAGGUGGUGUUCGGACAGCGGUUCUCCUACACCGACGACGACUUCCUCACCCUCGUGCGGCUACUUAACGAGAGCACCCAGCUGGAGAGCUCCAUGUCCGGGCAGAUCUACAACAUCAUCCCGUCCAUCAUGGACUAUCUGCCGGGCCCUCACCAGCUGUUCUUCUCCAACAUCCGCCGGAUCCAGAACUUCGGGGCCUCGUGGGUGGACAAGCACCGAGAGACCCUGGAGCCCAGCGCCCCCCGAGACUACAUCGACAGCUUCCUCCUCAAGAUGCAGCGGGAGCAGCAGCAGCCAAACAGCGAGUUCACGCUGGAGAACCUGAAGAUGUGUGUCCACGAUCUCAUCGUGGCUGGCACCGAGACAAGCAGCAUCACCCUACGCUACGCCUUCCUCAUCCUGCUCAAGUACCCGGCCGUGGCAGACAAGAUCUAUGAGGAAAUCCACCAGGUGAUCGGGCAGGAGCGGGCUCCGGCUGUCAAGGACAGGGUCCUGAUGCCCUACACGGAUGCCACCAUCCACGAGAUCCAGCGCCACCUCAAUCUUCUCCCCCUCAGCCUGCCCCGUGCCACCGUCCGAGACAUCCUUUUCCGUGGCUUCUUCAUCCCCAAGGGCACGACGGUCUACCCAGGCCUGGGCUCCGUCCUCAAUGACCCACAGCAGUUCCCAGAGCCUGAACGCUUUGCCCCAGAACACUUCCUGGAUGAGAAGGGAGCCUUUAAGAAGAGCGGAGCCUUCGUGGUCUUCUCUGCAGGAAAGCGGAACUGUGCCGGUGAGGGCAUCGCCCGCAUGGAGCUCUUCAUCUUCCUCACCACGCUGCUGCAGAGCCUCCGGCUGAGCCCACCCCCGGGGGUCCAGGCUGUGGAUGUGCAACCCGGGAUCUGCGGUGUGGCCAACCUGCCACGCCCCUUCCAGAUCUGCGUCACCCCGCACUGACCUACAUGGGACCAGUCCUCAUAGGGGCCUCCUCCAUUGACGAUUGGAGGAAAUAAUAAUAACAAUAAUAAUAAUAAUAAUGAUCAUGCUGUAGUAAACACUAGAUACAAUAAAUCAGGUUAGACACAGUC
Messenger RNA from Tachyglossus aculeatus (Australian echidna), 1628 nucleotides. Its product is annotated as cytochrome P450 2C27-like. Gene Ontology annotation, cellular component: cytoplasm; intracellular membrane-bounded organelle. Gene Ontology annotation, biological process: xenobiotic metabolic process. The transcript has 9 exons. NCBI's taxonomy places the organism in Eukaryota, Metazoa, Chordata, Mammalia, Monotremata, Tachyglossidae. Bases 13 to 1497 code for a protein of 494 amino acids. The record is from RefSeq and is a predicted model, not a curated record. Gene Ontology annotation, molecular function: oxidoreductase activity, acting on paired donors, with incorporation or reduction of molecular oxygen, reduced flavin or flavoprotein as one donor, and incorporation of one atom of oxygen; iron ion binding; heme binding.